AAACCAGCAAUCAGGAUGGUGCUUAUUGGGAAAUCUGGAACUGGAAAGAGUGCAGCAGGAAACACCAUAUUAGGGGAAAAGCUUUUUAAAUCUCCACUCUCCCUGUCAUCAGUAACAUCCCCCUGUGAGAAGAAAUACAGAUGUUUUAAUGAUGAGACAUUGGUUUUAAUUGACACUCCAGGGCUGUUUUGUACUUCAAGAUCAAUAAGAGAAACACUGAUAGAGAUUGCAAAAUGCAUCAGCAUGGCUGCUCCUGGACCUCACGUGUUCCUGGUUGUUCUCCAGCUGAAUCGAUUCACAGAAGACGAACAGAAGGCAGUGAAAAUAAUACAGACAUGGUUUGGAAAAGAAGCUUCCAAAUACACUAUGGUUUUAUUCACUCAUGGAGACGUGCUGAAGGAGAUGGGGGGUAUAGAAACAUUGGGGAGUUUAAUUUUAUAUAGUGAAGCUCUGUCUCAGAUUAUUAAACAGUGCCAGGGACGUUACCAUGUUUUUGACAAUAAAGAGAAGAAUCCAGCUCAAGUCAGAGAGCUGCUGGAGAAGAUCAACAAAAUGUUAACAGAAAAUGGAGGAAGCUACUACACCAAUGAAAUGUUCAAAGAGGCAGAGGAAGCCAAUAGAGAAGAAAUGGAAAGACUUCUGAGAGAAGAUCCAGGGAUGGGGCCUGAAUACGCAAGAGAACAAGCUGAGCACUACAACUCAUUCAUUCGGGCCUAUCUAGCAGGAGCUGGUGGUGGAGCUAUUGCUGGAGCUGCUGUUGGUGUGGGGGUUGGAGGGCCAGCAGGAGCUGCAGUAGGAGCUGUAGUAGGAGCUGCAGCUAGUGCUGGUGUAGCUGCAGCAUCUAAAAAGGGUUCUUGCAUUCUCAACAGGCCCCGAGGCCCCCCAGCACACCAGAGGCUCCGGCAGCACCGCACAACUAGGCGUACACCGGUCCAGACCCCAAGCAGCAUACCCCACAGAACCCGAACCACCAAUGCACCGCCGGGGCAGCCGUCUGAGGGCAACACACCCCAGGGACCCCAGACCCCCGGACCAACCCAGUGGCAGCCCAGCUACCAGGCCAGUAACCCACAUCUGUCACCACGGAACUCCCCAAGAGCACCUCAAGAGGUCGCUGUAGGAAACACCGAGGCAUCUCAAGUCCUGCCACGAUGGGGGAAACAGAAUCCAGGGUCAGAUCCAACAGGCACCCCGCUUCAAGCACCCCCCAGAGCCCCAGUACCCAGGGACCCCAGAACCAGCCCCCACGCCCCACAGGACAUGUCCCACAGCCUCUAA
Cyprinodon variegatus (sheepshead minnow) is the source of this 1278-nucleotide messenger RNA. RefSeq lists its product as uncharacterized. Bases 16 to 1278 code for a protein of 420 amino acids. Gene Ontology annotation, molecular function: GTP binding. Lineage: Eukaryota; Metazoa; Chordata; Actinopteri; Cyprinodontiformes; Cyprinodontidae. The transcript has 2 exons. The record is from RefSeq and is a predicted model, not a curated record.